Messenger RNA from Cyprinus carpio (common carp), 2870 nucleotides. RefSeq names its product angiopoietin like 6 (gene angptl6). Lineage: Eukaryota; Metazoa; Chordata; Actinopteri; Cypriniformes; Cyprinidae. The record is from RefSeq and is a predicted model, not a curated record.
UAACCAAACAGUUGAUGCUAGACAUUCCGGUGAUGGACGUCAAUGGCUACAGUCAGUGACAGCAUGGCUACAUGUUUUGUUACCAACAUUCUUUAAAAUACCUUCUUUUGUGUUCAAAAGAAGAGGGAAUCUCACACAGGUUUAAGAAAAACAUUACUAGCUGCUAAAUUUAAAUCUGUGUUCGCUGGCUGGCACAGAGCCAGACACAAGCACUGCGCAUUAUCACCAAUCACAUAUGAUUCCGCUGAGUUUAUGAAUGCCAGGACCAAUCAGAGGCGUUCAGAUGAGUCACCACUGAAACACGAUGUUUUCGCACCGCGCACGCUGGCUGACUGAAAUCUCUGGCUAAUUCUCUCAUCAGAAACAACAAAGUGAAGAUGUACAAAUAGAUCCUCUGACAAGAGCUGACCUUCCUGCUUUAAAAGUUUACUGUCAGUCUGGGUGUCUCCCACUGCCCACUGUCUUUGAACAUCUCCACUGAAGAACAGCCGGAGCACCGACCAGACAUACACUGCUGCAGUCAUUACGUUCAAUUAUUAAUGGCAAAGGCGUGUUUCCCUUUUAUGACAGUGAUUUUUCAUUGAUAUUAUAAUCUUUUAGUUAUAAAGAGCAUAGAUCAGAAGCUCGGAGCUGAAUACCUUGUUUGCAUCAGUUGGAGGACAAGGCAUUACCUUAAAAAGAGACCAAAUCCAAAAAGAGAAGAUCAUCUGGUGAUAUAAGGAGGAUCAUAUUGGACAGUUUAUUGUCUCAGUUCCAACACUUAUGGAAAUUCCAGUGACUUGUGCCUUGGCCUUCCUGCUGGUUUUUGGUGGGUCCUGCUGUGUGGACUCCUCUAACGCAGACACCUCCAAGGGGGAUGCAGGUCAGAAAAGGCCGUCUGGAGCAACAGAGAAUAAGCCGAGCCGCUGUUCCUAUACUUUCAUCGUACCUCAACAGAAGUUAACGGGGGCGAUUUGCGUGAGCACCGAGAUGGCUCGUGUCAACCGCUCUGAGAUGGCAUCCCUGCGUGCACUGCUGGACCGGCAGCAGGAACAGCUGGACACAAUGCGUGGGCAGCUGGAGCAGGAGGGAGCACUGGCCAAUGAGAUGAGAGUUCUGCGCAGGGAGAGCGUCAACAUGAACGCCCGCAUCACCCAACUCUAUGCCCAACUGCUGGAUGAGAUCAUCCAGAAGAAGGAUCAGGCUUUGGAGCAACGGAGGUUCGAGAGUUUGGUGCUUAAUGCAACAGCCCAGGUGCUUCAGGUGUCCAGCAGUUACAGAGAGCUGGAAAAGAAGUAUGAUGCACUCACCUCUCUAGUGAGCAACCAGAGCCAACUAAUCACACAUUUGGAGAAACAGUGCCAGCUCAAGAACCCCACUAAAGCACCGCAGGUAACCACAUCCCUUCCUGUUCAACAGUCUAGUGGGUUGGUGGAUGUGAACACAGAGGCUAAAGAAGUUGCCAGCAAUGUCCAAAGAGACCAAAGUGCCCCUUUGCACCAGGAACAGAGUCCUCUAGAACUGCUGGAGACCUUUGAUGGCUUGCCCAGUCUGCCAACAGACACACCUUUCACCAGUUACCCUGUGACUAAAUCUCCAGGGCCGUGGAAUGACUGUCAACAUGUGCUGGAGUCAGGAGAGAAGACCAGCGGCAUCUACCUGCUGCGACCGCGCAAUACUAACACACUUCUGCAGGCCUGGUGUGACCAGAGCAGAGCGCAGGGUGGCUGGACCAUUAUACAGAGGAGACAGGAUGGCUCUGUCAACUUCUUCAGGACCUGGGAACAGUACAAGCAAGGCUUUGGGAAUCUGGAUGGAGAAUACUGGCUGGGUUUGGAGCACCUGUACUGGCUCACCUCUCAGGCCACCUACAAGCUGCGAGUAGCCAUGGAAGACUGGCAAGGACGACAGGCGUUUGCAGAGUACGACAGCUUUCAGGUGGAACCAGAGAGUGACUGGUAUCGUCUACGAUUAGGCAGUUAUCAAGGCAAUGCAGGAGACUCCCUUUCAUGGCACAACAAUAAAGCGUUCACCACUCUGGACCGCGAUAAGGAUGCUUAUUCAGGUAAUUGUGCUCAUUACCAGAAAGGCGGAUGGUGGUACCACAUGUGUGCCCACUCCAACUUGAAUGGAGUGUGGUAUAGAGGAGGCCAUUACAGAAGUCGAUUCCAGGAUGGUGUUUACUGGGCAGAGCUCCACGGAGGCUCGUACUCCCUAAAGAAAGUGGACAUGAUGAUCAAACCUGCUUAACAGCCACAGAAACAAAUCAGCAGAGCACCCAGAGAGUUGAGAGUACUUAGAUUGAGUGCCAUGUUUUGCCACCUUUUCUACAAAAAGAUGUGACAAUGAGCACUAAAUGUUUUUGUUGAGCUUCAGGUUAUUUUGUUAGAGAGUUAGUCUUGAGGUUUUAUUAAAACUUUUGCAUAUUUUUUUAAAAACUCACGCCUGUGGUUUUCCUCUUUCCUACUGUAAGUUAAGCCAGGAUUUCCUGUUCUCAGACACUUCAUAUCAUGCUUAUCACAAACAACACCAAAGGAGACUCUGCAUCUAUCAUCCAUCUCAGGCAUUACCGGCAUCAUUGCUUAUCACUCGCUUGACAAUGCUUCUGCUUCAGCUGUUAAUAGGUCUCUUACUGAUCAGCUUUUCUCAUGGUGGUAAGUUCUUACCAUUCUGUCUUUUUACAGUGUCUUUCUGUGGAGCCUUUCAACUUUUUAAUUAGUUUAACAGCUAGAAGCCCAGCAAAUCGUCGAGGGAGGGAGUUCUUCACUAUUUUUGCAGUUCUGUUUAUUUCUUUUAUUUUUAGAUAUCUUUCUUUAGCCCUAUUUCUACUAACACUGAUGCUGUUUUGAUGGUGUCAAGGGUGAUUACAAAUAAUAAAUGUGUUAAAGCUA